AUGGCGUUUAGUUGGUCUCAGAGUGAUGCAGAGGUCACGCUAAAGUUUGAUUUGGACAGCUCAGUGGGCAAAGAGCAGCUCAAGGUAAAGAUUGACGCGGCUCAUGUGCUUGUUUCUGUUUCUGGCCGCAGUGUUUUCGAUCACGAGCUCUGCGGGAAGGUGAAUGUUGAUGAGUCUGACUGGCAAAUCGAAGUGGGAGCGACCAAAGCAUUGGUGGUCAACCUGUGCAAGAAGAAAGCAGUGAAGUGGAGGGCACUCACCAAGGAGGAGGAGCAGUCAAUGCCUGGGGCGGACGUCAUGGAUGACAACUUUGACGUCAUGCAGCUAGAGCACGACGACGAUGAUCCUGAACGGGUCGAGGAGCAACUAGAGAACGAGAAGAAGCUUGAAGCCAGAUAUCAGAAGCUGGUUGGAGAGCGAGGAAUUGACGAUGAGGAGACCCUCAACACUUUCUUUGCACUCUUCGACAACUGCAUUCAGCUGUAUCGAUUGAACAAGCUUUCAGACUACCUAGAGCAGGUCGUCCCCGUGUGUCGCAAGCGUGGUGACAAGUUCUACAUGAAGGGAAUCCAAGCCUUGGCAUUUGUGCGUUGGAAGCAAUCGAGAUUCCGAGAAGCAUUGCCAUUGUUCCAUGAGAUGGAAGGUGUCUUAGGCAAAAGCGCAGCUCUUUGCGAGAAUAUUGCGCAUACGUACAAUUCAUUGGGGGAGUUUGAAAAGGCUGAGGACUAUUUGCGUCAGGCCUUGAAGUUCAUCGAGCAGGAAUCUGGAAUGAACAAGGGAAACCGAGGUGGAGUCCUUCUGGGGUUGGGCAUUGUGAGGGACCGGCUCGGAAAGCACAAGGAAGCUCUCCCAGUCUGCGUCAAGGCCUACGAGUUCUACAAGGAACGUGCCAAUGGCGCACCUGCAUCUCUGCAGGCCAAGGCUGGCAUCUCCUGUGCCAAGAUCCACGCCAAGCUAGGUGAUCUCAAGAAGGCGGAGAGUUACAUUCGCGAGGCUGUUGAGAUGUACGAGAUCACCUGCGGUGAGACGUCGCCUUUGACAGCCAGCGCGUACCAUGAGCUUGGCAAGUGUUUGUGGGGUCAGAGGAGACGAGAAGAUGCUCAGAAGGCCUUGAAACGAGCGUACGAGCUCGAAGCCAUGAAGGAUGCGUGGGACCUGGUGACCCUGCUUGAGGUGCACAACCUUCUGAUGGACACGCACCUGAAGGAGACAGCCAACAUAGAUCGUGCAAAGUUUGCAGACUACUUCGCUACUGUUGAGUACGUGGUUGGGAGAGUUCGCAAGGAGCUGCCACAGGAUGGAAACGCAGCGGUGUACUACAAGGCAGCAGCUGAAUUGAAGUCCUGGGGAGGUCGCUACAAAGAAGCGAAGGAACUCUUCGAUGUGGCCAUUCCGCUGUUGAAAGCGGAGACGUCCACAGAUUGCACAUCUCUUCUAGAGACCUGCGAAGCCAUGAAGGCCUUCUGCGACCGAAACCUCGAGGGCACCCAGGACAGUCCGAUGAACUUCGCCCUACCAGCUGAGAAAGGCUCCGGUGAAUCAGAUGAUCCUGGAGCAGCAGGUGCUUCUUCAUCUGGUGAAUAUCAGGGUCCAAUCAUUGAAGAUAUUACGGACGAGGUUGAGGUGCCAGCAGAGGCCAGUGCUGCAGCUGCAGCUUCAUCUUCUGGCCCUUCCUCAUCCGCUGCCCCGAAAGGAGUAGCCGCAGAGUUGCGAUGUCUAACUUCUUCGGAUGCAGCAGAGGCUUCCAAGCUGUGCUCAUCCUUGUCACAAGAUCCGCUGUUCAGCUCCGCCAACCUGAAGGCACACUUGGAGGCAGCUGGAGCCGGCCUUUGCUGGGCGGUCGCAGGUGAGCGAAUUUCGGGUGUGGCCUUAUGUGGCUCAGAUGGCGUUUUUGGAAACCUUCUGCAGCUGGCCGUGGAGCCGUGCGCAACGGAGACGGUGAGAGACACCAAGAAGCGCCUGAUAGAUCGUUGCCAACAGGCCUGCCACGAGAGGGGCCUCAGGGGGCUGCGCGCUACCUUGACGGAGGAGGACGACACGUUCAAGGAUCUAGGGUGGAAGGCCCAACAGACAUGGUUCAGCGAUGAUCGGCCCGACAAGAAGAGCCGAACAGGAAUGAACGGAUCCGCGGUGUCGUCCACAUCUCCCGCUCCAAGUGAUCCCAAGCUUCGACGUGAUGGCAAGGAUGUCAAGACGUACUACCAAGCAUGGGACAAGGUGAAUGUUGACAGGGCCCUGGUUGCUGAAGAAGGGCUGGAUCCUGCUAUCGUGCCGGAGGAUCAACGGCCGCUGGCUGACUUCGGGGACCUCGACAGACACCUGGAUGGCUCGAGAAAGAUCUCCCGCUUUUCCUGGGACCAGAGCAACACCGGCGUGAGCAUUUAUUUGCCAUUCGAUGGAGUGGGAUUGCUGCCAGAGCAGGCCAUACAGGUCGAGUUCAGGAAUAUCGGCUUUCUCCUCACCAUCGAGAAGGAGGGCAAAAGCCACUGGUACAAGAUACCCAACCUUUGUCAUCCAAUUGAUGUUGCUGCAUCACGGAAGACGGUCAAAGCAGAUCAGGUUGUGGUGAAGCUUCGAAAGCAACGUGCUGGUAGCUGGUCGGACUUGACUGACGACAAAGACAGGUACCAGAGGAAGCGAGAGUAUCGUAUACAACACGGAGACCUCAAAGGUGCCACGACCGAGGAACUGUUGGCGGAUAUGUACAAAAAUGCGACAGAUGAGGAUCGUGCUGGACUGCGUGAUGCCAUGCGUGUGAACAGGGAGAAGCGGGAGGAGGAUGCUCGCAAGGCGGCAGAAACAUGA
This is a messenger RNA of Durusdinium trenchii, 2805 nucleotides long. NCBI's taxonomy places the organism in Eukaryota, Dinophyceae, Suessiales, Symbiodiniaceae. The record is from the annotation of a GenBank genome assembly.